Messenger RNA from Dracunculus medinensis (Guinea worm), 372 nucleotides. The record is from the annotation of a GenBank genome assembly. Lineage: Eukaryota; Metazoa; Nematoda; Chromadorea; Rhabditida; Dracunculidae.
AUGGAUCCUUAUCAACUUAAGAAUUAUAUUCGACUGGAACCCCCAAUUAUCUAUAGUUAUAACUCAGUCAUUGGCAAAGGGAAUUUAGCAAAUGAAUUUACUUCCGGAACAGAACAAACGCCAACGCUUGAAGCAAUCAUAUUCGAUUUAGAGCAUUGGCAAAAACAAUUGCAGCUGAACAAUGCUUGUAUCAAUGCAAGCAAUUUUAUAACACCGCAUGAUGAUGUUCACCAUUCUUGGAUAUUGGGAAUACUGGAUUUUCCUAAAAACGAUGAUGCAACUGCUCUGAAGCAAUUUUUCUUGGCAUUAAAAAGGCAACCAGAUGGCCGAAAUCCGGAAUGGCCAUGGAAGCUGUGGCCUAAGAACAAAUAA